Trifolium pratense (red clover) is the source of this 1236-nucleotide messenger RNA. RefSeq lists its product as uncharacterized. Bases 1 to 1236 code for a protein of 411 amino acids. NCBI's taxonomy places the organism in Eukaryota, Viridiplantae, Streptophyta, Magnoliopsida, Fabales, Fabaceae. The transcript has a single exon. The record is from RefSeq and is a predicted model, not a curated record.
AUGCAAAUACCAGAUGGUGUUCAGUGCACUAAGCCUAACCAAGUCUGUAAGCUGCUCAAGAGUUUGUAUGGUUUGAAACAAGCCAGCAGAAAGUGGUAUGAGAAGCUUACAUCUUUGUUAGUCAGGGAGGGAUAUACACAAUCCACCUCUGAUUAUUCAUUAUUCACACUCAAUCAACAAAACAACUUCACUGCAUUACUUAUAUAUGUUGAUGAUGUGAUAUUGGCUGGCACUAAUAUGCAAGAGAUAGAUAGAAUCAAAGCUAUUCUGGAUCACAACUUCAAAAUCAAGGAUUUGGGAGUUGUGAAGUACUUUCUUGGCUUGGAAGUUGCUCAUUCUAAAGAAGGCAUCAGCAUUUCUCAGAGAAAAUACUGUCUUGAUCUGCUUAAUGACUCAGGUUUGCUUGGCUCAAAACCUGCAUCUACACCUCUGGAUCCUUCCAUCAAGCUACAUCAAGACAAUGGGAAACCAUUUGAAGAUAUAAGCUUGUACAGGAGACUUGUAGGGAAAUUGUUAUAUCUCACAAACACUAGGCCUGAUAUAACAUAUGCAACACAACAACUGAGUCAAUUUCUGCAUAAUCCAACUGUGACACAUUAUAAAGCAGCUUGUAGAGUGAUUAGAUACCUCAAGCAAAACCCUGGCAGAGGUCUUUUGUUCCAUAGAAAUGCUGAUCUACAGUUGCUUGGAUAUUCAGAUGCAGACUGGGCAGGAUGCAUAGAUACAAGAAGGUCUACUACUGGAUAUUGUUUCUUCUUAGGUACAUCAUUGAUAUCAUGGAAGGCAAAGAAACAAACUACCAUAUCCAAAUCAUCUUCUGAAGCAGAAUAUAGAGCCUUAUCUUCAGCCACAUGUCAGUUGACUUGGCUUUUGUACGUGCUGAAGGAUCUACAUGUUGAAAGUUCUAAGCAGCCAGUAAUAUUUUGUGAUAAUCAAAGUGCCUUGCAUAUAGCUUCCAAUCCAGUCUUUCAUGAAAGGACUAAACACAUAGAAAUAGAUUGUCACCUUGUGAGGGAAAAGGUUCAGGAAGGGCUAAUGCGCCUAUUGCCCAUUUCAACACAGGAUCAGCUUGCAGAUUUCCUAACAAAGGCACUACCUACUCCAAAGUUCAACAAUUUUAUAUCCAAGCUUGGAUUGCUUGAUAUAUACCAAGCAUCAGCUUGUGGGAGGCUGUUAAGUGAUAAUUAUGAUCAGCACAUCACAGAUUGCAAGCUAACUCAAGAUGAUUAUGGCUAA